CUCUGUUUCUGCUCCUCUCCUCACCACCUGUUAGUUAGUCUCCCUCUCCGCUCCGCACUGGAAUCCCCUGCUUUUUUAUGAGGAGUUCCACGCUCGCACUACCAGUGAGCCCUAUGACUGUGCGAAAAGGAAAAACGUUAGCCGUCUCCAUCCAGGAGCACAUGGCCAUCGAUGUUUGCCCGGGCCCUAUACGCCCUAUCCGUCAAAUCUCUGCCUACUUCCCCCGCUUAUCGCCCACUUCCUCCUUCUCCGAGCCGCUCUCGCCCAAUCAGGUAGCAGCUCCCACAUCGCUCAGCCCGAGCAGCGCAGAAAAGGGUGGAGGAGCAGUGGGACGAGGGAGCAGCAGCCUGUUGUUACCAGGUGCGGCGGGCGGUGGGGGCUCGCUGUCAGCCAUGAGUAGCAUGGACACCUCCAUCGAGAUCGACAGCUGUGACAGCGAUGAUAACACCGCCUUGGGGACGUUGGAGUUUGAGCUUCUGUACGAGAGAGCCACCAGCUCCUUACACUGCAAAGUCAUAAAAGCCAAGGGUCUGAAGCCGAUGGAUUUCAAUGGUUUGUCUGAUCCUUAUGUGAAGCUGCACCUGCUGCCGGGAGCCUGCAAGGCCAACAAAUUGAAAACCAAGACGGUGCGCAACACGCUGAACCCGGUGUGGAACGAGACCCUCACCUACUGUGGAAUCACAGAGGAAGAUAUGUACCGCAAAACUCUCCGGGUGUCGGUGUGCGAUGAAGACAAGCUGACACAUAAUGAGUUCAUCGGGGAGUCGCGGGUGGCCCUGCGUCGCGUGAAGCUGGACCAGACCAAACACUUUAACAUCUGUCUGGAGCAUCCACCUCCUCUGCCUUCACCGACGGCGAUGAGCACGGCCCUUAGAGGAAUCUCCUGCUACCUGAGAGAGUGGGAGACUGAGCAGACGAGAAGUCUAGAGGAGAGAGGCCGUUUGCUGCUCUGCCUGCAGUACUUCCCCCCCUCCAGUGAUGGCGAUGUGAAGGGCGAGGCCAAGGAGAGGGCUCGUGGCGGGUUGUGUGUCGGCGUCAAGCGCUGCGCCCACCUGGCAGCCAUGGACGUCAACGGCUUCUCAGACCCCUACGUUAAAACGUACCUCAAGCCAGACGUUCAGAAGAAAUCCAAGCACAAAACAGCGGUCAUAAAAAAGACUCUCAACCCGGAGUUUAAUGAGGAGUUCUUCUAUGAAAUCACCUUCUCAGAGUUAGCUACCAAGACGCUGGAGGUCACAGUGUGGGACUACGAUCUGGGGAAGUCCAACGAUUUCAUAGGCGGCAUGUCUUUAGGGUGUCACUCGCAGGGCGAUCCUCUGCAGCACUGGAUAGACUGUCUGAAGAACAAGGGCACGAAGGUGGAGCGCUGGCACACGCUGACCAACGAGCUGCCUGGAUCCACGCUGCAGGAAUGAACUGAUCCUCUUUCACUGACACCGGAGAGACUGCCUAAAGAGUGAUGUUUCACCGCAUGCUCUGAGGAUGUUCUGCAUGCCUAUGAAGGAUUCACGUCCUGCUUACUGUGUGUCAAACAUGAGAUCAUCAUUCAUGACAACGAGGGGGGUCACACUCGGAGAUCAAUACUGUAAUGGAAGAUCUAAAUAGACCCAAUGCAAAUCUGAGAAGCCACUGAAAAGCUAACCUCAUGAGCAUUUCCCUAAUCAUAUUCAUAGAGCUCCAUGUCCCUUUUGUGGAUUUAAUAUCAAUCGUAAUGCUUCUCAGAGCUGCUCAAAAAGUGGUCAGAUAUCAAUUAACUAAAAAAAUUGAAAUCGUGCAAGAAAAUAUAAUGAAGGAGAAGGCUGAAUUAUUCUGCAUUAUUCUUGCUCUUAUUACAUUCGGCUUGUUAUUUUCAUUCCCUGCUGACAUUAAACCUCCACCGUUAUGACUCACAGCGCACAUACCUCUCCCUCGCAAUAAUGGUUUGCCAAAUGCUUCCGAAAGACCUCCAAGGUGGUCUUGAUACUGUCUGACAUUUUGUAUCAAUCGAUUAUGAUUGCCAUUGGAUUGCCUGCAGAAAACACGAGAGGCUGUUGGUUUCUUCCAUGUUUGAUGGUUUUGUGUCAGUGAUUUGCAUGUUUGGUGUUGAUGGAGCAAACUAAAAGUCAAAUAUGUGCCAGGCUCUGCUGCAGGACGUUCAUCAUUGUGUUGCUCCCAAUUCUCCUGAGGUGUGUUGCUCUGAUUAACUAAAGAGUUGUUUUUAAUUAAAUUCAAGGGUAACCGAUUGUUUUCUAUGCUGUUCAGUUGUUUAAUGUGUCAGCUCUAAUAUCAGAGUUUCUUGUUGGUGACACGUUGAUGUUGACCUAGAUUUGCUUCACAGUCUGUAAUUUGAGGAGAAGAGUGUUGUAAUUAACAGGAACAUUGCAGAGCUGAUUGGUUUUACGGAGAGCUGUGCAUGGUCAUACUCUGACACACCGUCGAUACAAAUGUCAGCUUCUGUUUGAUAUCUAAAUUACAAAUAUGAAUGGUGUUUAGAGCACAGUGUCGUCUGAUGAUAUCUCUCCAUGACUGAUGCUUUUCUAGAGAGCAGGACUUUAUCUGGGUCUCAUGUGGUUACAGAGGCAUGCUGAUUUUACCAGUGGUGUUCAUAUGUAAAUAUAAACUGUGAUUCACUUGCUUUGGAUGUUUGUCUUUUGGAACUUGAAGUGCGCAUGAUUGUUUCUUCUUUUUUUCAUAAAAAUGUUCAUAUUGA
Messenger RNA from Trematomus bernacchii (emerald rockcod), 2689 nucleotides. Its product is annotated as double C2-like domain-containing protein alpha. The record is from RefSeq and is a predicted model, not a curated record. The transcript is spliced from 11 exons. NCBI's taxonomy places the organism in Eukaryota, Metazoa, Chordata, Actinopteri, Perciformes, Nototheniidae. Bases 78 to 1415 code for a protein of 445 amino acids.